Messenger RNA from Colletotrichum navitas, 348 nucleotides. RefSeq lists its product as uncharacterized. The transcript has 3 exons. Bases 1 to 348 code for a protein of 115 amino acids. NCBI's taxonomy places the organism in Eukaryota, Fungi, Ascomycota, Sordariomycetes, Glomerellales, Glomerellaceae. The record is from RefSeq and is a predicted model, not a curated record.
AUGACGAACAGCCGCCAUAUUGAGCUUCAUCGAUCGAAUCGGAACUUUAGUCCACGCAUAGUUGCUUUACCACAAUGUCAUUUUGAUGGCAGUUUGCUGAGAGCGUUUGUGCCUGGCUCCAGGGCCCAGAGGUGGGGUACCGCCGGAGCCUGUUGGACCCUAGACACGGGGCACAAAACGGAGGACAGAACGCUGGGACAUAAUACUCCGCCCGGACUAGUUGACGCUGGUGCCGGCAAGCCUCAAUUGUCUGCCUGGCUGCUAGUGCCAAUUCAUCUGACAGGAGCUGUGGUGGCUGGACAAUGUCUUUAUAUCUUGCCUAAAUACUGGUUUAGAUUCGCCUAUUGA